Messenger RNA from Telopea speciosissima, 1877 nucleotides. Its product is annotated as 2,3-bisphosphoglycerate-independent phosphoglycerate mutase. The coding region runs from base 76 to 1752 and encodes 558 amino acids. Gene Ontology annotation, biological process: glucose catabolic process. NCBI's taxonomy places the organism in Eukaryota, Viridiplantae, Streptophyta, Magnoliopsida, Proteales, Proteaceae. The transcript has 10 exons. Gene Ontology annotation, cellular component: cytoplasm. The record is from RefSeq and is a predicted model, not a curated record. Gene Ontology annotation, molecular function: manganese ion binding.
GAACUUACUGCGACUUGAAAGGAAAAAAAACGAAAAAAUCCCUUGGGAGCUCCAGAUCGCAGAAGAGAAAGAGAUAUGAGUAACGCCGGAUUUUCAUGGAAAUUGGCGGAUCACCCAAAGCUCCCCAAGGGUAAGACCAUUGCCCUGAUCGUUCUGGAUGGCUGGGGCGAAGCCAAUCCCGAUAAGUACAACUGCAUCCAUAUCGCCGAGACCCCUACUAUGGAUUCCUUUAAACAGGGCACACCCGACAGAUGGAGGUUGGUUAGGGCGCAUGGUAAGGCUGUGGGGCUUCCAACUGAAGAUGAUAUGGGCAACAGUGAAGUUGGUCAUAACGCACUUGGUGCUGGACGGAUUUACGCCCAAGGUGCAAAGCUUGUGGACCUUGCUCUUGCUUCAGGAAAAAUCUAUGACGGAGAAGGUUUUAAGUACAUAAAGGAAUGCUUUGAUGCUGGCACAUUGCACCUCAUUGGGUUAUUGAGUGAUGGGGGUGUUCACUCUCGCCUUGAUCAGUUACAGUUGCUGCUAAAAGGAGCUAGUGAGCGUGGUGCAAAGAGAAUACGUGUUCAUAUUCUCACCGAUGGCCGUGAUGUUUUGGACGGUUCAAGCAUUGGGUUUGUAGAGACUCUUGAGAAUGACCUCUCAAAUUUACGGGAGAAAGGCAUUGAUGCACAGAUUGCCUCUGGUGGUGGUCGCAUGUAUGUUACAAUGGAUCGUUAUGAGAAUGACUGGGGUGUUGUGAAACGAGGAUGGGAUGCCCAAGUUCUUGGUGAAGCCCCACACAAGUUUAGGAGUGCGGUGGAUGCUGUGAAAAAACUGAGGGAGGAUCCCAAGGCUAAUGAUCAGUACUUGCCUCCAUUUGUUAUAGUUGAUGAGAGUGGGAAAGCUGUGGGCCCGAUAAUGGAUGGUGAUGCUGUUGUUACAACCAACUUCCGUGCAGAUCGUAUGGUUAUGCUUGCUAAGGCACUUCAGUAUGAAGACUUCAAUACAUUUGACCGUGUUCGAUACCCAAAAAUCCACUAUGCUGGAAUGCUCCAAUACGAUGGGGAGUUGAAGCUUCCGAACUACUACCUUGUUUCACCUCCAGAAAUAGAGAGAACAUCUGGUGAAUAUUUAGUGAACAAUGGUGUCCGUACUUUUGCCUGCAGUGAGACUGUAAAGUUUGGUCAUGUUACCUUUUUUUGGAAUGGGAAUCGGUCGGGGUAUUUUAACCCUGAAAUGGAGGAGUAUGUGGAAAUUCCAAGUGAUUCUGGAAUUACUUUCAAUGUACAACCAAAGAUGAAGGCUCUGCAGAUUGCUGAGAAGGCAAGGGAUGCGAUCCUUAGUGGCAAGUUUGACCAGGUACGUGUCAACCUGCCUAACAGUGACAUGGUGGGGCACACAGGAGACAUUGAAGCAACUGUUGUUGCUUGUAAGGCUGCUGACGAAGCUGUCAAGAUGAUGAUUGAUGCCAUAGAACAAGUGGGUGGAAUUUAUGUCGUUACAGCUGACCACGGGAAUGCCGAGGACAUGGUGAAGAGGAACAAGAAAGGGGAGCCUCUCUUGAAGGAUGGCAACAUUCAAAUACUCACCUCACACACUCUUCAACCAGUACCAGUUGCAAUUGGAGGCCCUGGUCUAGCACCAGGUGUUAGAUUCCGUAAGGACGUUCCAGACGGAGGGCUUGCUAAUGUUGCAGCAACUGUUAUGAAUCUCCAUGGAUUUGAGGCUCCGAGCGACUAUGAGCCAACUCUGAUUGAGGUUGUUGACAACUAACCCUAUAUCCUCUUGAUAUUAUUUCUCAAGACUCUGAAUCAUGCGGUGGCAAAGCAUGUGGAGUAGAGUAGCUACCAUGAAGGUUAAAUAAUAAUCCACUUUUAAGAAUCAGCUUCAGUUAAAAA